AUGCUAACAUUGACCCUUGUCUCGACGCCGCAGCCUUGCCCGACAUUACCCUUCGACCAACCAAUCACCCUCACACCCGUCAAGCUCAUAGACCGCUCGCAACUGCCCCUCUCCUUCCUCGACCUCACCAACAGUCCUUCCGCCGCCCUCCCCUCUACCCGCCUCUUCUCCGCGCACAUCGAAGCUCUCGAGCGCCAUACUUCUCCCGACGACCACCACGACGAGCAUGACGACCACAACGACGACCACCACCACAACGGCCGCGAACACGAAGACCCCGACCCCCCCGCCACGCCCAAAGUCCUCGUGACGCGGCUCAGCGCCGACGGCAGCCUGCACGCCGUCGAGCGCGUGCGGCGCGGGGUCUACGCGUUGUGCAAGCUGGGGGCGUGGGUGCGGGAGGAGCACAUCGGCGGCGGGCUGCCGGCGCUCGCUGCUGCCGGGCUGCCGUACGCGCGGCCGCGGAAGGCGUUGCGGAGGGAGGAGGACGGCCGGCAUUGGUGGCGGAGCGUUGCUGUCGAUGUUGCGGAUCGCCCCGCGGCGGCGGCGGCGGGGCGAGGGGGUGGCCAUGCAUCGUCGCCGCCGCCGCCGCCGCGGCUUUCCGUGCGGCGGGCUGUGCCUGUGCCUGUGCCUGUGCCGGAUGUUGUGGGAGCGCCGCCGCCGUCGCGGAGGCUGGACGAGGCGGAUCCGUUUGUGGAUGAGGCGGGGCGGGCGCCGGUUGCUGGUGGUGAGCCGCCUGUUGAGGGUGUGGAGGAUAGGCCGCGGACGGCGGAGGAGGUGUUCCAGACGGUUGUGCGGCAGUACCUCCAGGCGCUUUAUUUGACGAAGACGUCGCUGGCUUUCUUCGUCAAGGGGCCGAUGUCGAGGGCUAGGGCUGCGUUCAUGUCGAAGGAGAAUGCGGGUCUGAAGAUGGGGGAUUUGGCGGCUUUUGUCCGGUCGAUAUUGCUUCAGCCGGGGCCUAUGGAUAAGAAGCACAGGGAGAAGCUCCCGGAGAUUGUCAAGGCCAUGCCCUUGCUGGGUCUGUCUGAUGAUGAGGAUGCGGUUGCGGCGAAGGUGGCGGAGAAGAAGAAGAGCAAGAGCAAGAGGCUGAAACCCAAUAAGGAAGGACUUUAUCCUGGAGAGGAUGACCAUGUCAAGGAAUGGUGGUUGCAAGAUCGUCAUGGUUCCUCUCCUCACGGUCAUAGUGAGUCGCCAGCAGAUGUUCUAAAGCGGCGGCUAGGCGAUCUACGUGUCAGAGAGUCAAUGGCCCAGGUCAUCCUUGUCCUGGAGGUCAUGGCCCUUGAGGCGUCGCCUUCUUUCCAAGUAACGGAACAGGACGAUACGCAACCUGAUGAAGCGCCGGGGGAACCACAAGCAGCACCUAUCAAGAAACGCAAACCUAAGAAGCCUCAAGACCUCAACGUGCUUCUUGAUCUUCUCCUUGAUAGACUGUGCAUCUGGCAGUCUGUUGAGCAAGAUGAGACGCUUGUUAAAGUCCCUAAAUCUAGUAAUGGGAAGAACGACACUCUCACGCCCAGCUCGGGCAAGUCGGAAACAUCAGACAAACUCAAGAACUUCUGUGUAGAGGUCAUUCUGCCCUUCUAUAUGAGCCGUUUGCCAGAGAAGGCCGCUGCGAUCAACAAAAGACUCGGCGGACCGAGUGCAUCCCCCGCAAAGACGUCCGGAUCGUCAUCAAGCACCCACCGCAGCAAGCCCGGGGAAGCCGCCGUUCGGACAGACCCGCGGACCGCCCAGAAGAAGCGACGACCUCUUGCCCGUGUGGCCACGGAGAACGCAGCCCACCAGCCCCAACGGCACCCCCCCUCCCUCACGCGAUCUUCCACCGACCCGCUCCUCCUGCCCCCGAACCUCAAGCGCGAAGGCGGCGACGCGCCGUCCCUGUCCUCGAUCCCGCUUCAGCAAUUAAAGGACUCCUCCCAGACCUCGUCCAGCCGCAACUCGCUCUCCCAGUUCGAGCGCUUCGCCCGCCGCACCAUCGACCUCAACGCCAUGGCCAAGACCAACGAGGCGAAGCUCAGGAAGAAGGAGCACGUCGAGCGCGAGCUCGAAAAGGCCAUCGGCACCCUCCGCAAACCCAACCGCGGCGCCGCGCUCAAGGAGGUCGCCGACUCGUCCGACUCCCGUCGUCAGCUGCUGUCACGCAGCGGCGGCGGCGGCAGCAGCAGCAGCAAGCCCGGUGCGCCCGUGUCACGCAAAGCGGGCGGCGGCGCCGUCGGCGGCAACAACAACACGGUCCUCGUCGGCGCGACGCCUAAGCGCGGCAAGAAGACGAAGGACGUGGUGUUGCAGGCGACCCCGAACCAUAACAGGUUCGUCACGGCUGCUGCGGUCGCUGCUGCUGCUGCUGCCAGCGAUCCGGAUGUGGAUGAUGAUGGUGAUGAUGCGGAUAUGGCGCCGGAGACGAUGGCUUCCUCGGAGCCGGUCAUCCCGUCGUCGGCAGUCAGGCCGGGACCUGUGGAUUUCGGCCUGGGUGGCGGCUAUACGGCGGCGGCAACAAUACCCGGUUCGGUCGUCAAGAAGAAUAACGAUGGCAUGUUGUCAUCAAUGUCUGCUCCAGGUGCGCGAAGUAGCGGCGGUGGCGGUGUCGAAGAAACGCCGUCGCGUGGCCCGGCGGGGAAGACGGUGCAUUGGCUUUUCCCGCCGCCAGCAGCUGCGACGGGCACCACCGCCGCUGCUGCCGUUGGGGCGACGCCGGAGGCCAAGGGCGCCAGUGGUAGCAUAUCAAGGCUGGGGGAGAAGCUGAAAGCUUCGGCGGGCCGUGCGAAUAAUGCCCGUGGUGGAAGUGGGGGUUUGAAGGUGCCGCCGCCGCUGCCGCCGUCGUUCAAGUCGCCGGGCAGAUCGGUGUCGGGCAUGGGCGAUGUUUGGUCCGGGAGGGGUGUGGAAGAGGAAGGGAGUGAGGAGAGUGAGGAUGAUGGGUACAGGGGCGUGUCGGCGUUGAUGAGGACGCCGACGAAGCCGGGGCGCGGCCAGGUGUUGGAGACGCCGGUGAAGAGGGCUGGGGCUUUGGUGGGGGAGACGCCAGUGAAGAAGGCGGCGACGGAUGUGGAGAGGGGGGCGCGGGAGAGCAAAGGCAAGGAGAAGGAGGUGGUAGAGGAGGUUGAGGAAGGCGGCUUACAGCGGAUUGAGGAGGAGGAAGAGGGCGCGGAGGAUAUUUAUAAUGCUCUGGGAUGGGAUGAUGAUAUUGAUGAGCUGGCGUAG
Molecule: messenger RNA, 3198 nt
Organism: Diplodia corticola
Lineage: Eukaryota; Fungi; Ascomycota; Dothideomycetes; Botryosphaeriales; Botryosphaeriaceae
Product: dna replication regulator sld3
Exons: 2
Coding region: 1-3198 (1065 amino acids)
Biological process (GO): DNA replication initiation
Cellular component (GO): DNA replication preinitiation complex
Source: RefSeq, a predicted model, not a curated record